GCCAUUUUCUGCUCUUUGUGUGGAGUGGAUUAGAGCUGGGGAGGCGCUGGGGCAAAACUAGAGCAUCAGUCGACUCUCAAGACGUGCUACAGGCGGAGAAGAAGUCGGAACGGCGUCGCAGUUCCGUAUCGUCGGAGGGACAUGAGAUUUGCAGACUUUGGUGUGGUGUGAGUGAGGCUUUGUAACCAUGACGACCCACGUGACCCUUGAGGAUGCCCUGUCCAAUGUGGACUUGCUGGAGGAGCUGCCCCUCCCAGACCAGCAGCCAUGCAUUGAACCCCCUCCCUCCUCCAUUAUGUAUCAGGCCAAUUUUGACACCAACUUUGAAGACAGGAAUGCGUUUGUGACAGGGAUCGCUCGUUAUAUUGAGCAAGCUACAGUCCACUCCAGCAUGAAUGAAAUGCUGGAGGAAGGACAUGAGUACGCUGUGAUGCUUUACACAUGGAGAAGUUGCUCUAGAGCUAUUCCGCAGGUGAAAUGCAAUGAGCAACCCAACAGAGUUGAGAUCUAUGAGAAAACAGUGGAGGUGUUGGAGCCUGAAGUCACCAAGCUCAUGAAGUUUAUGUACUUCCAACGGAAAGCUAUAGAACGUUUCUGCAGUGAAGUGAAGCGUCUCUGUCAUGCUGAGAGAAGGAAAGAUUUUGUUUCGGAGGCCUAUUUGCUCACUUUGGGCAAAUUUAUCAACAUGUUUGCUGUAUUGGACGAACUGAAAAACAUGAAGUGUAGUGUAAAAAACGAUCAUUCUGCUUACAAAAGGGCUGCUCAAUUCCUGAGGAAGAUGGCUGACCCUCAGUCCAUCCAGGAGUCUCAGAAUCUUUCAAUGUUCUUAGCCAACCACAACAGGAUCACUCAGUGCCUGCACCAACAGCUGGAAGUGAUUCCAGGUUAUGAGGAACUUUUGGCAGAUAUUGUCAACAUUUGUGUAGAUUAUUAUGAGAACAAGAUGUAUUUGACUCCAAGUGAAAAACACAUGCUUCUCAAGGUGAUGGGGUUUGGUCUGUACCUGAUGGAUGGGAAUGUGAGUAACAUCUACAAACUAGAUGCCAAAAAGAGGAUCAACCUUAGCAAGAUUGACAAGUUUUUCAAACUUCAAGUGGUGCCACUGUUUGGAGACAUGCAGAUAGAGUUGUCUCGCUACAUUGAGACAAGUGCUCACUACGAGGAAAACAAGUCCAAGUGGACGUGCACCCAGAGCAGCAUUUCACCACAGUACAACCUGUGUGAGCAGAUGGUGCAGAUCAGAGAGGACCACAUUCGAUUCAUCUCAGAGCUGGCGCGCUAUAGCAACAGCGAAGUGGUGACAGGCUCGGGCCUGGACAGCCAGAAAUCAGAUGACGAAUACAGAGAGCUUUUUGACCUUUCACUGAGGGGUCUGCAGUUGUUGUCCAAGUGGAGUACGCAUGUCAUGGAAGUUUACUCAUGGAAGCUGGUCCAUCCCACAGAUAAAUUUUGUAAUAAGGAUUGUCCAGGCACAGCAGAGGAGUAUGAACGAGCCACACGUUAUAAUUACACCAGUGAGGAGAAAUUUGCUCUGGUGGAAGUGAUUGCCAUGAUUAAAGGUCUUCAGGUCUUGAUGGGGCGAAUGGAGUCAGUGUUUAAUCAGGCUAUUAGAAAUACUAUCUACGCAGCACUGCAGGACUUUGCCCAGAUGACCCUCAGGGAGCCUCUCCGCCAGGCGGUGCGCAAGAAGAAGAACGUCCUCAUUAGUGUUCUCCAAGCCAUUCGAAAGACGGUUUGUGACUGGGAGGGCGCGAGAGAACCUCCAAAUGACCCAUGUCUGAGGGGAGAGAAGGACCCUAAAGGUGGUUUUGAUAUCAAGGUGCCCCGGAGAGCUGUUGGACCUUCUAGCACACAGCUGUACAUGGUGCGCACUAUGCUGGAGUCAUUAAUUGCAGACAAGAGUGGCUCUAAAAAGACUCUACGCAGCAGUCUGGAUGGACCCAUUGUAGUGGCCAUAGAAGACUUCCACAAACAAUCCUUCUUCUUCACACACUUGCUCAAUUUCAGCGAGGCCCUCCAGCAGUGUUGUGACCUGUCCCAGCUCUGGUUUAGAGAGUUCUUCCUUGAGCUGACCAUGGGUCGCAGAAUCCAGUUCCCUAUUGAGAUGUCUAUGCCAUGGAUCCUCACCGACCACAUUCUGGAGACCAAGGAACCCUCAAUGAUGGAGUAUGUGCUUUAUCCACUGGAUUUGUACAAUGACAGUGGCUACUAUGCUCUUACGAAGUUCAAGAAGCAGUUCCUUUAUGAUGAAAUUGAGGCAGAGGUAAAUCUUUGCUUUGAUCAGUUUGUGUACAAGUUGGCUGAUCAGAUAUUUGCCUAUUAUAAAGCAAUGGCUGGAAGUGUUCUGCUAGAUAAACGCUUCCGUGCAGAGUGUAAAAACUAUGGGGUGAUUAUACCAUACCCUCCUUCAAACCGCUAUGAGACGUUGCUUAAACAGAGACAUGUGCAGCUUUUGGGUCGCUCCAUUGACCUGAACCGUCUUAUCACCCAGAGGAUCUCUGCUGCCAUGUAUAAAUCUCUGGACCAUGCCAUCAGCCGCUUUGAAAGCGAGGAUCUGACCUCCAUCGUGGAGUUGGAGUGGCUUCUGGAGAUCAAUAGACUCACCCACCGGCUUCUGUCCAAGCACAUGACCUUGGACAGCUUUGAUGCCAUGUUCCGUGAGGCCAAUCACAAUGUCUCGGCUCCCUACGGCCGAAUUACGCUUCAUGUCUUUUGGGAGCUCAAUUUCGAUUUCCUCCCUAAUUAUUGCUACAACGGAUCCACAAAUCGAUUUGUACGCACAGCCAUUCCCUUCACCCAAGAACCCCAGAGAGACAAGCCAGCCAAUGUGCAGCCUUACUACCUGUAUGGGUCCAAGCCUCUGAACAUUGCCUACUCUCACAUAUACAGCUCCUACAGGAACUUUGUUGGCCCGCCUCACUUCAAGACCAUAUGUCGUCUCCUUGGUUACCAAGGCAUUGCUGUUGUGAUGGAGGAGCUGCUUAAGAUUGUCAAGAGCUUGUUACAAGGCACCAUUCUGCAGUAUGUAAAAACACUCAUCGAAGUCAUGCCCAAAAUUUGCCGCCUACCUCGCCAUGAGUAUGGCUCCCCAGGAAUCUUGGAGUUCUUCCACCAUCAGCUCAAGGAUAUUAUUGAGUACGCUGAGCUCAAGACAGAUGUCUUCCAGAGUUUAAGGGAGGUGGGGAACGCCAUCCUAUUCUGUCUGCUCAUCGAGCAAGCUCUGUCACAGGAGGAAGUGUGUGACCUUCUUCAUGCUGCCCCCUUCCAAAACAUUCUGCCAAGAGUAUAUAUCAAAGAGGGAGAGCGUCUGGAGGUGAGGAUGAAAAGGCUGGAAGCAAAGUAUGCACCUCUCCACCUUGUUCCUCUUAUUGAGAGGCUGGGAACCCCUCAGCAAAUUGCCAUUGCACGUGAGGGAGAUUUACUGACCAAAGAGCGUCUGUGCUGCGGCCUUUCCAUGUUUGAGGUCAUCCUGACGCGCAUCCGUAGCUUUCUGCAGGACGGGGUGUGGCGUGGGCCUCCUCCCACCAAUGGUGUCAUGCAUGUGGAUGAGUGCAUGGAGUUCCACCGCCUCUGGAGUGCAAUGCAGUUUGUGUAUUGCAUUCCAGUAGGCACUCAUGAGUUCACAGCAGAGCAGUGCUUUGGGGAUGGUCUGAACUGGGCCGGCUGUGCCGUUAUUGUUCUGUUGGGCCAGCAGCGUCGUUUCGAUCUCUUUGACUUCUGCUACCACCUGCUCAAAGUUCAAAGACAAGAUGGCAAGGAUGAGAUCAUCAAAAAUGUGCCACUAAAGAAGAUGGCAGACCGCAUCAGGAAGUACCAGAUCCUUAACAAUGAAAUAUUUGCUAUCCUAAACAAGUACAUGAAGGCAGUGGAGACAGACAGUUCCACUGUGGAGCAUGUUCGCUGUUUCCAGCCUCCUAUACACCAAUCCCUGGCUACCACUUGUUGAAAACGUGUAUACACAUACAACACAUACUGAAACACACAACUUCCCCGCGGAUAUGAUUCUAUUUCUUGCCAAUUUUUGGUCUUCUACAGUUGUGAGUUACUGUAAUUCAUUCUCACACUGGCUAAAGAAAUUUAAAGACAAAUCAUCUCAAACUGUUACUCUCCCUGAAAUGUGUGCGAAUGCUUACAAUAGUGAAGUCGAAGAGACCAGAGGUGGAAGUAAAUAUUCACAUCCUUUUUUGUUUGUUUUAAUAUACACAUGACUUGCAAUCAGACUCAUACAUACCCUCUUUUGUUCCUUCAACUGCAUGGUAGAUUGGAUUACUUACACAUAUACCAAAAUAGUCAUAUCUGGGUCCAGGUCUUCAAAGACUGUGAGUCCCACAUUAAGUUAAACAUGAUUCCUUCCUGAUUAAAUAAAGUCUAAUUGUAUAAGUUAAAAAAGAUCUCAGCAACAAAAUCACUGUCACUACUAUACAUAGUAUGGGCUCACAUCCACUUCCCAUAAUAGCUUUUCUUCUCAUUUGUGUAAUUAUGUGGUGUGUCUAUGAUAGGUCUUCUGUCUAUCAUGGAUUAAGGAUUUCUUCAGUAUUUUUGUUUUGUUUUGUUUUGUUUACUCAUCUGCUUAUUUUUAGGCAGUGAUGUUACCUGGCUGGUUUGACUUGCUUUUAAUUAUCUCACCUCCUACAAACCCAUCAGAUUUUCUUAACACAUUUUUAUUCGAUGCAAAUUUCAAUGUAAAUUUCACCGUUGAACUAUGUGAAGUGUUGGGUGUCGUAAUUGUUCUUGUUUUACUAUGAAUAUUUUUAACAUCAUUGGUAUCCUUGUCUGCUACUGACUGGAAACCUCAUUUCUUUUUCUUUAUUUUGCCUGUUGGGAAGAUUUUUAUAUGCCGUUCAUGAAUACAGUGAGGGUAAUCCUAAUUUAGAAAGAAAACAAAGUUAUGGGUGAAGAUGUGUUGCUUUUUCCAGAGUUUAAAACAACUCCUGUAGGUGUGUUAAUACCUCUGGGUGUAUGAUGACAGUGUUGUACUAGAUUAACCUGUUUGGAGUGUGUGUGAAUGAUGCUGGUCCAGUAGGAAAAAAAAUAACAAAAAAAACAUGAUACAAUAAGUCACAUAUAAUUAAAUUAGCAUUUCUUGAAUAUAGUCAGUAUUAAUUAUUGUUUGACUUUUGCUUUAGCAGUGUUAUCAAGAUAUGCUAAAUUACCCCCUAUUUUUUCACAAGGAUAACAAAUGACUUAUUUAGAAGUCACCCCUACCGUGAUGUUUUUCUGCAUCAUUUUUAAUCAAGAAAUUUUCUUUUGACGACUUUUAUUAUAUUUAUUCAACUUUGAUCUGUUGUUCAUUUACAGGUUAAUCUAGUAAAAACAAAGGCACAAAUGCAUCAUUGGGAAACCUUAGCAUGGAAAUGUAAUUUAUUGUCAUUAAUGGCUCCAUUUGUGAAAUGAGGGUUUGUUUAUGUAACUGUACAAGUGACCAUGUUUUGAAGUACUGCAAAUGGGGAAAAGAUUAUAAAAUGUACAACAAUGGUCCUGCAUAGGAUUUGAAAUUAUGUUGUAUUUCCAUGAAAUAAAACAUGUUUAACUCAAA
Phyllopteryx taeniolatus (common seadragon) is the source of this 5536-nucleotide messenger RNA. It is a transcript of the gene cyfip2, whose product is annotated as cytoplasmic FMR1 interacting protein 2. The coding region runs from base 188 to 3946 and encodes 1252 amino acids. Gene Ontology annotation, molecular function: small GTPase binding. NCBI's taxonomy places the organism in Eukaryota, Metazoa, Chordata, Actinopteri, Syngnathiformes, Syngnathidae. The transcript is spliced from 30 exons. Gene Ontology annotation, biological process: axon guidance; cell morphogenesis; regulation of actin filament polymerization. The record is from RefSeq and is a predicted model, not a curated record. Gene Ontology annotation, cellular component: neuron projection; synapse.